Molecule: messenger RNA, 531 nt
Organism: Dentiscutata heterogama
Lineage: Eukaryota; Fungi; Glomeromycota; Glomeromycetes; Diversisporales; Gigasporaceae
Source: the annotation of a GenBank genome assembly
AUGUGGUUACAAUCUGAUAGCAAUUUAGAUAUAAAAAUAAUUGCUAGAAGUGAACCAAAUAUUAAAGAAUUCAGUGCAUAUUCAUCAGUUUUACGAAAAAAUAUAUUGAACACGUCAGCUGAAGAUUCUUUAAAUAUACUAGUUGCAUCUGAUAAACUCAAACUUCUUGAACUUGCAGAAUGUGCUCAAAAGCACUUAGUCAAAGAAUUUUCUCAAUGUUUUGUACUUCCUAAUCUUGUAAUAACUCUUUAUUCUCUUUUUGAUUCGGCUAAUUUGUCUUUAUUAGAUGAAGUAGCCAUGAUUUGUCUUUUAGAAAGGGAUGAUCUUGAAUUAGAAGAAACAGAAAUUUGGAAUUAUUUAAUCAAAUGGGGUAUUUCUAAAUUUUUUGACAAUGAUGUUACUGUCAAAAACAUAUCAAGUUGGUCAGAUGAACAUUUCAUGAUAUUAAAAGAAACUAUUUCUCAUUACAUUCCCUUAAUUCGGUAUUAUCAUAUUCCUAAAAAUUAUAUUAACAAACAAAUUAAAAUCUAA